This is a messenger RNA of Hyposmocoma kahamanoa, 2708 nucleotides long. RefSeq names its product POU domain, class 6, transcription factor 2 (gene pdm3). Bases 393 to 2207 code for a protein of 604 amino acids. The transcript is spliced from 14 exons. NCBI's taxonomy places the organism in Eukaryota, Metazoa, Arthropoda, Insecta, Lepidoptera, Cosmopterigidae. Gene Ontology annotation, molecular function: RNA polymerase II cis-regulatory region sequence-specific DNA binding; DNA-binding transcription factor activity, RNA polymerase II-specific. Gene Ontology annotation, biological process: regulation of transcription by RNA polymerase II. The record is from RefSeq and is a predicted model, not a curated record.
ACUUUUGAGGAAAAAAAAUCGUUUCGCGCGUCUUUUGACAGCUGCAAACUUUUGAGUGCGUUCCAAAUUUGACUGAGUGCUGCCGUGUUUAUUUCAUUAACUGGAUUUAUGUUAUAGAGGAUUUAUUAGCUGAAUUAGUGUAUAGUUAUUAGUGUGCUCGGACUGGUCGCUGAGACGCUAUAAAGUGAUGAAUCAGCGGGUGCCGGUUAAUUAACAACGUCACUGCUACGAAAACAAAUCUACCGUCUUCAACUGCUGUCUAGCUACCGAGUGUUUUGGUGACCCCGUCCGCGACGACCAGCAAGCUGUUUUACCCCUACCUGAAGACGUCUUCCCUGCACAGGGAUUUCCUGUUUGCCAGUGGCUCCGACGAGUCGGGAUGCGAGGCUGAUAUGCUGGAAAGUGCGGAGGGGGGUCGGCACUCGCCGCCCCGGCCGCAGCAAGAGCCCAUCAACCUCAAGAAUGAGCAGGCGGAGUCGGAUCGGGAGAGCGGAGCGAGCUCUCCGGAGGGCGGCGCGGGCGCACGCACUCAGCUAGCCGAGCCCCUCUCGCCCUCCCCUCGUCGCAGCCCGCAACAGCCCCAUCUGAAUGGCUCCAUGGCGUCAAUGUUCCAAAACCUGCAAAACCUGGCGAGCAUACAGCAGAACAUGCCGAUGUCACAACAACUGCAGCAGCAGAUGUCCCAGCAAAUGUCGCAGCUGGCGGCCAAUCUGCAAGGCCUGGCCUCUAUGCCUUCCAACCCUGUUAUCAAUUCGCCGCUCAAUCUAAGUGUCAGCGCGCCAGGCAUGGGAUCUCCAACUCCAGUGGGCAACAACAACAUGCUCCCGCCGGCGAUGCCAUCGCCGAUGCCGCAGCUAAUCCUCGCCUCAGGGCAGCUGGUGCAGGGCAUCCAAGGAGCACAGCUGCUUAUUCCUACUUCACAGGGAGUCGCAACGCAAACAAUUCUAACAAUACCAGUCAACCACGUCAAUUCGAACGACCAGAUGGUGAACCUAGCGUUAAACAACGGCCAAGUUGUUUCAACAUCACUCGCCAACCUACAAGCGAUGGCACAACCCCACCAACUCCUCAAUUCAAAUCCCCAACAACCACCAAACAUACGGCCGAACAUGCUAAACCCAUCUUUAUCGAAUGCCUUGUUAAACCCCGGACUGCAAAGCUUUCUUAACAACGGAGCGGCAAAUGCUCAAGAGCUGCUUCAGGCCCUUCAACAGCCACAAUCAAAUCACAACCUUCUUCAAACGGUGCAGCAGAACAAUAUGCCUCAGCAGAUGCAGGGCAGACGGUCGUCGUCUCCGAGGCCUGAACGGCAUUAUAAAACAGAAAACUUUGAAAGGUUCGCCGUCUCUAGAGAAAGGAACGAGAGGGAGAAUUCUGGAGCGUCAGCGAUGAACAGUAUUAACAGACUGGCAGCAUCGAAUGGCGAGAUCACUAUCACGACGUCGCACAACGCGGGACCAGCCAGCAGCACGGGCAGCGCCAGCUCUGGGCCUACUGCCUCUCCCCACGCGCCCGUCAAAAUGUCACCAGGGUCGGUGAAGUCUCCGCCUCAGGAAGACCAGGAUAUGCUUGCUGAUUCGCCAAAUCAACCAACAAUUAGCCAGUCAUCCAGCAACGUGGUCGACGGAAUAAAUCUAGAGGACAUCAAAGAGUUUGCAAAGGCAUUCAAACUUCGGCGACUUGGUCUAGGGCUCACUCAGACUCAGGUUGGACAGGCAUUGUCUGUCACGGAAGGACCCGCAUACAGCCAGAGCGCGAUCUGCAGUGCCCUGGCUUCGCAGAUGUUAGCCGCUCAGCUGUCGUCACAACAACAAAACAUAUUUGAGAAAUUGGAUAUAACACCAAAAAGUGCGCAGAAAAUCAAACCGGUGCUCGAACGUUGGAUGAAGGAAGCCGAGGAGAGGUCCCGGCUUGACUUCGACGGACGAGACAAUCUGCACAAUAGGUACGCAUCUGGCCAGAACCAUCUGACUGACUUCAUUGGUAUGGAGCCGAGCAAGAAGCGCAAACGACGGACUUCGUUCACUCCACAGGCUUUGGAACUCCUCAACGCACACUUCGAACGGAACACUCAUCCUUCAGGCACGGAAAUCACUGGCCUCGCGCACCAGUUAGGCUAUGAACGCGAAGUUAUCCGAAUAUGGUUCUGUAACAAACGUCAAGCUCUCAAGAAUACCGUCAGGAUGAUGUCAAAAGGCAUGGUCUAAACACUAAUUCGAUGCCAUUAAAAUUAAACAGUGUUGGUCGAACAAUAAUAUCAGUAUCGAUGUUUCGGCUAUAAUCUGCACCCGUUAUCGUGAUAAUUUAAAAAAAUAACUUUAUUAUUUGCACCGAUAGUAUCUCAGUAUUAUGUGUAACGUAUUUAUUCUGAUCCUAAUACCUACUUCAUAUUUUUUUUAUCGCAACAACUAUCCAUGAAAUUUUGGAAUUGAAGUAAAACACUUUUGUUUAUAUCUCGAUGUAUAUUAAAAUUUUGACUGAAAUAAUUGUCUCGGCAUAGUUUACAAUUGGAAUAUUUCUAGUUUAAGGUAGGUGUUUAGUACAAAAUAAUCAAUGUCUCUGAGUAUCUCACAGUGUCGAAUCAAUCAAAUCAAUCAGUGUUGAAGUACGUAUUUAGAGCUAAAAAUACCUAACGGAGCUCAUUACGAGCAACAAUUCUUUUUUAAGUGUUAUCAAGAAAUGAAUGGAGAUUCAUAAAUGGAUAGUGU